AAAUUAUAUAGCCAGAACUGGUACUAUAGCCAGAACAUUUUGAUAUCUAUAAGAUGUCCUGAAGACUUGUGUUGGAUAUCUUUCAAGAAGAAACAAAAAUGAGCUCAUCUAGUAGACGUGUUGCUCUGGUGACUGGGUCAAACAAGGGAAUUGGUUACGCUAUUGUUCGUGGAUUGUGCAAGCAGUUUGAUGGGGACGUUAUUUUGACCGCUCGUACUGAGAGUAACGGACAGGACGCUAUCAAGCGACUAAAUGGCGAGGGUCUACAUCCGAAAUUCCACCAACUGGACAUCACAGACAAGGCCAGCAUUGACCGCAUUGGUCAGUUCCUAAAGUCGACGUAUGGGGGCCUUGAUAUACUAGUCAACAAUGCAGGCAUUUCCUACAAGGCGGCAGCCACUACGCCGUUUAAAGAGCAGGCUGAGGUUACCUUGGCUACCAACUUUUGGGGCACUCUAAACGCCUGUAAUACACUCUUUCCUCUUCUCCGCCCACAUGCAAGGGUUGUGAAUGUAUCCAGUAUGGUUAGUCAGUUUACGGCCAAGAAAUGCAGCAAGGAGUUACAGAACAAAUUCACAGAUCCAGAUUUAACGAUGGCUAAUGUGGAACAGCUCAUGACCGAGUUUGUAAGCUCGGCAAAGGAUGGCAGCUUCAGGCAGAAGGGAUGGCCGGAGUCUGCGUACGGAGCAAGCAAGGUUGGCGUGACCUUGAUGUCCUUUGUCCAGCAAAAACAAUUAAACUCUGAGAGCAGAGAGGACAUAAUCGUUAACGCUUGUUGCCCAGGUUACGUAGAUACAGACCUUACCAGCCACAAGGGAACAAAAACAAUAGAUGAAGGAGCAGACACACCCCUUUAUCUGGCGAUGCUGCCUCCGAAUACAAACAGUCCAAAAGGAAACUUUGUCUCCGAGCGCAAAAUUGGAACAUUACUGUGAAGUUUGAACUAGACCAUGAAGAGACUUGAACGUAAAUAUAGAAUAUAUCCUGACUGUCAUCAGCAGAGCUUACAUUGUGUUUCGUUUUGUACACUAACCAUGAAAUAUGUUAGCAGUAGAUGUGUAAUGCUAUGGUCAUACUAUUAUUUUAAAAGUGACCUUGGAAAAGUACACUUCACAUGGACUUAACCUUGUUACUUUAUUUUUUCUGAGAAGAAGUAAAUAAAGAUUUGAUGAAUUUAAUACUCGCAUUGUUUUGAACAUGUAUACAUAAACAAUUGUUAAAAAACUGAUUACAAUUAUUAAAAACCACAACUCUGAG
Mya arenaria is the source of this 1257-nucleotide messenger RNA. RefSeq names its product carbonyl reductase [NADPH] 1-like. Bases 99 to 935 code for a protein of 278 amino acids. The transcript has 8 exons. NCBI's taxonomy places the organism in Eukaryota, Metazoa, Mollusca, Bivalvia, Myida, Myidae. The record is from RefSeq and is a predicted model, not a curated record. Gene Ontology annotation, molecular function: carbonyl reductase (NADPH) activity.